AUGUCUCCUCCCUUAGCAUCGCGCGGAACGGCGCACAUGGCCACAACUACGCUCAAGGUCGAAGGCAUGACCUGUGGCGCAUGUACAUCUGCCAUCGACUCGGGCUUCAAAGGUGUCAAAGGAGUCGGAAAAGUAUCAAUAAGCCUGGUAAUGGAGCGGGCGGUAGUCCAACAUGACCCGGAAAUCAUCUCCGCCAACGAGGUCAGGGAAAUCAUCGAAGACAGAGGUUUUGACGCCGAGAUCCUCUCUAGCGAUCUUCCCAUGGGCCAAGAGAUCGAUGACCAUUUCCUAAGCGACUCAGAGGAGGAAGAAGACGAAAUGGACAGCAACAUAUUGACUACUACACUCUCUGUAGGGGGCAUGACUUGCGGUGCCUGUACAUCUGCCGUCGAGGGUGCCUUCAAGGACGUGGCAGGCAUCCAUUCCUUUAGCAUAUCUUUACUCUCCGAACGCGCUGUAAUCCAACACGACAACACAAUCAUCAAUGCGGCAAAACUUGCUGAAACAAUCGAGGAUGUAGGCUUCGAUGCCGAGGUCUUGGAUAGCGUAGCCGCUACACCGGCAGCAAAGAAGAACAAAAAGGCAAAGAAACAAAGGACGCUGAUCACCACAGUUGCUGUCGAGGGCAUGACCUGUGGCGCAUGCACUUCGGCUAUUGAGAGCGGAUUCGUGGACUUGGAUGGUGUCUUUCAGUUCAACAUCAGCUUGCUUGCGAACCGCGCCGUCAUUGUCCACAACCCCGCCAAACUGACCGAGGACCAAAUCGUGGAGAUUAUUGAAGACCGUGGAUUCGAUGCCAAGCUCGUCUCUUCAGUGGACGGCAGUCUGCAGGAGUCAUCGGCGAACAACGGGCCAGUACAACUCAAGAUCUUUGGACUCUCCAACCCGAGUGCAGCCGAGGAUCUCCAAGGCCUUUUGCGGAAACAUCAAGGCGUUACAUCGGCGACUGUAAACUUCAGCACAUCUCGCGUCACAGUCCAGCGUGAGCCACAAGUCAUUGGUCUACGAGCCAUUGUUGAACUCAUUGAAGCGGCCGGAUACAGUGUAUUGGUCGCUGAUUCCGACGACAACAGUGCUCAGCUUGAGUCUCUUGCGAAAACAAAGGAGAUCCAGGAAUGGAGACACGCUGUCAUAUUUACGGCUUGUUUCGCCGUCCCGGUCUUCCUUACCAGCAUGUUCAUUCCUUUUUGUCUCCCCUUUCUCAACUACGGCGCCAUUCGUAUUAUACCCGGUCUCUAUGUCCGAGAUGUCCUCUGUCUGGUCCUCACAAUCCCCGUUCAAUUCGGCAUCGGCAGACGGUUCUAUACCUCCGCAUACAAAUCACUUAGCCAUGGUUCUCCCACUAUGGAUGUCCUCGUCGUACUUGGAACAUCCGCCGCCUUCUUCUUCAGCGUUGCAUCCAUGCUUGUAUCGCUGUUUGUUGAGCCUCAUACCAAACCGACUACCUUAUUCGACACCAGCACCAUGCUGAUCACUUUCAUUAGCUUGGGCCGAUACCUUGAGAAUAGAGCAAAGGGUCAGACGUCAAAGGCACUUUCUAGACUCAUGUCUCUGGCUCCACCCAUGGCAACCAUCUAUGCAGACCCAAUUGCUGCCGCCAAGGCUGCCGAAGACUGGGAUGUUGAGGACGCAAAGCUGGAUCGCAUGUCUGUCGAUGGCAAUGCUGCGGAAGAGCGCGUCAUUCCCACAGAGUUAAUCGAUGUUGGAGAUGUGGUCAUCUUACGUCCUGGUGACAAGAUUCCGGCCGACGGUACGGUGACGCGCGGCGAAUCCUAUCUCGAUGAGAGCAUGGUCACUGGUGAGGCGAUGCCUAUUCUGAAGAAAAAAGGAGCGCUCCUCAUGGCUGGAACGGUCAACGGAAAUGGCCGUUUGGAAUUCGUGGUCACAAGGGCUGGCCGCGAUACUCAGCUCAGCCAGAUUGUUCGCCUUGUUCAGGAAGCUCAGACUAGUCGAGCGCCUAUUCAGCGUCUUGCCGAUGUAGUCGCCGGCUACUUCGUUCCGAUUAUCAUCACUCUUGGAUUGGCCACCUUCGUCGGCUGGAUGGUGCUUAGCCAUGUACUUCCCUAUCCGCCAAAGGCCUUUGAAGGGCACGCCAGUGGCGGUAAAACGAUGGUCUGCGUCAAGCUUUGCAUCGCUGUUAUCGUCUUCGCUUGCCCCUGUGCCCUUGGCCUUGCUACACCUACCGCUGUCAUGGUUGGCACUGGAGUUGGCGCUGAGCAAGGAAUCUUGGUCAAGGGUGGCACAGCUCUCGAGACAGCCACGAAAAUAACACACGUCAUCUUUGACAAGACUGGGACGCUGACGGUUGGUAAGAUGAGUGUGUCCAAGGCCGACAUCCAGGGCGAAUGGGCGAGUGCGGAGAAGAAGAAUCUUUGGUGGACAUUAAUCGGACUGGCCGAGAUGGGCUCUGAGCACCCAAUUGCCAGAGCUAUCGUUCUUGCUGCCAAAGAGCAUCUGCGACUUGGGCCUGACGGUGUUCUUGACGGGUCUGUCGGAGACUUCGAGGCCAUCGUCGGCAAGGGUAUUAGCGCGACUGUCGAGGCUGCCAUUUCCCAAGAGCGCAUACGCUACAAAGUUCUCAUUGGCAAUGCUGCCUUCCUGACCUCUCAGGAUGUCAACAUUCCUGACUUCUCAGACGAGCCUCAGACCACAGGUACUGCCAAUCCACAUGGGCCGCAAUCCCGCUCUGCAGGUAUCACGACUAUCCAUACUGCUAUCGGCACGACAUACACGGGCACGCUAAGUCUGUCUGACACUAUCAAACCCUCAGCUCGCGCAGCCGUCUUGGCUCUCUCGCGUCUGGGUAUCACAUCUUCCAUUGUAACAGGCGACACAUCAGCAUCUGCUUUGAUCGUAGCAGCGGCAGUUGGCAUCGAUCAAAGUGAUGUUCACGCUUCAUCGACACCGGCUGACAAGAAAGCUAUCGUGGAAGACCUACGGUCGCGUGGUCAAGUCGUCGGCAUGGUGGGAGAUGGUAUCAAUGACAGUCCGGCCCUGGCAUCCGCUGACAUUGGUAUCGCGCUGUCUACGGGUACUGACGUAGCCAUGGAGGCCGCUUCCAUCGUCCUCAUGACCAAUACCGAUCUUCUGGCCAUCCCCGCGAGUCUCGUGCUCAGCCGUGCCAUUUUCUGGCGAAUAAAACUCAACCUUGCGUGGGCAUGCAUGUACAACUUCAUUGGGCUCCCGUUCGCCAUGGGUUUCUUCCUCCCAUGGGGCUUAUCACUCCAUCCCAUGGCCGCUGGUGCUGCCAUGGCAUGUUCCUCUGUCUCUGUCGUUGCUAGCUCGCUGCACCUCAAGUUUUGGCGUCGCCCGAGUUGGAUGAAAGUUGCGGUGUUGGACCCUGGAGCGUCUGUUUCCGAGCUUGAAGCCGAACAAGAGAAACAGACUCGCAAGGGUGCGUUUGCCUCAGCGCGGGAUUGGAUGAGAGAUGCAAUGUCUGCAUGGGGAAGAAAUAAGGAAGAGGCAGGCUACAUCCCGCUCAAGGAUCUCGGCGACUAA
This is a messenger RNA of Plenodomus lingam JN3, 3498 nucleotides long. RefSeq lists its product as uncharacterized. Gene Ontology annotation, biological process: copper ion homeostasis; monoatomic cation transport. The record is from RefSeq and is a predicted model, not a curated record. NCBI's taxonomy places the organism in Eukaryota, Fungi, Ascomycota, Dothideomycetes, Pleosporales, Leptosphaeriaceae. Gene Ontology annotation, molecular function: ATP binding; P-type divalent copper transporter activity; ATP hydrolysis activity. Gene Ontology annotation, cellular component: membrane.